AUGAGGAACCCUAUUCCCAAGAUGUCUCUGCUGACUGUUUUUAUACAGCUUCUGGUUUUUUUGCGAGUUGCAACAGCUGAUGGCCAACUUGUUUGCUUACCUUCAGGUGACAGCACCCAAGGUUUUCGCGCGCGCCUCUACUCUUAUAAGAUACACGACCUUACUGCUGCGUAUGACCGCCAAUACCUAUUGUCUGAUUACAAAACAAAGGCUUCCUUGCUAAAGGAGUGGUAUGGGGUCACUGAUCCAAACUUCGGUACUUCGGGCGCUAGCGCCGGCUUGUAUUACGGAGAUUUAUACGGCCAGACCGUCACGCUAUCGAAUUUCACCUUGGAGCUGCUUGGUUAUUUCAAAGCUCCGCAGUCGGGCACUUACACUUUGACAAAUGGUGGUAUGGAUGACGGCGGUCUCAUUCUCUUUGACAACAAAGGUGCUUUCCAAUGCUGCAAUUCAGAUGUUGUGUCUAGUAACCAGUCAGACAUCACAAUAGACUCUUUUGCUAGCAAUCAGGCCGCACAAUCCGUUAAAGUCGAUCUUACUGAGGGAUUCUAUUAUCCUUUCCGCAUAUCAUAUGCCAACGCACAGGGAAACAGAAAACUGCAAGUUCUCAUGACUUAUCCCGAUGGAAUUGUGCAUAACACUUUCGAAGAUGUGUCUUAUUUCAGCGACUCUAAGUCAGAUCAGUCGUGUGAUGCUAUUUUGACAACAGUUACUUACACAGGAACUUCAACCUUAACUUCAACAAAUUCGGGAGGCCCCACAAAAACAAUCGUUGUCAGUGUUCCAUUUUCCACCAGUACAAGCACCUGGACGGGUUCAGAUUCUUCGACUUCAUAUCUCACUGGUACUCAGGGCUCAACCACAGGCGUCGAAGUUUUUGUCCCUACUCCUGCCACCGUAACAAGCACCUCGAGAUGGACAGGUAGUGCUACCUCGACUUCGUAUGUCACGAAUUCCGCGAAUUCUACAACGGAAGUAGUAGUGUACAUUCCAACGCCUACAGCUACUAAGGCCUGGACUGGACAAGCUUCUUCAACUUCAUACUUGACAAACUCUCAAGGUGCCACCACCGAAGUGUAUGUGUUAACGCCCACUACAAAAGCAUCCACAACCGUUAAAACUUGGACCGGGACCAAUAACCUCAUCACACCUUUGACAAACUCUGCCGGCCAGACUACAGUAGUUGAGAUUUUGGUCCCAGCUCAAACGAGCACAACGACAUGGACCGGCUCCACUCCUCAAACUUCUGUCUUCUCUAAUUCUGCAGGCGAUAUAACCGGAGUUGAAGUUUACCUCCCGGUCACUAAGCAGAAUAAAACCUCGGCAACUCCUUGGACUGGCAGCGUCACCACCACGUAUUCCACUUCGCUUUUCACCACAACCGGCACGGACAACGAGGUGACCAUCGACACGUUGUACUAUGUUAGAACACCGGUCGGAACCACUACUGUGUACACCGGCGGUUCCUUUUCAGCAACCUCUACAUAUUCAACUGGUCGUACUACAUUUACGGGAUCGGACGGUCAGCCAACAGUCGACACUGUUUACUACGUGAGAACUCCUAAUGCAGUCACCACUGCAUACACUGGUGGUAACGUUACUGCUGCAACCACAUAUUCUACUGGUGCUACGACUUUCACUGGGUCUGAUGGAAAGCCAACGACGGAAACUGUAUAUUUUGUCGAAACCCCAGCCGUUGUUAGAACGGAAUACACUGCUGGUAGUGUAACCGCUGCGACCACCUACUCUACUGGUGCAACCACAUUCACUGGCUCCGAUGGUGAGCCUAUUACUGCAACCGUCUACUAUGUCGAGACACCAGCUGCAGUCACCACCGCUUACACGGCUGGCAACGUUUCGGAUGCGACCACCUACUCCACUGGUGCCACCACGUUCACUGGAUCUGAUGGCGAACCUACUACUGCAACAGUCUACUUUGUCGAAACCCCAGCCGUUGUUAGAACGGAAUACACUGCUGGUAGUGUAACCGCUGCGACCACCUACUCUACUGGUGCAACCACAUUCACUGGCUCCGAUGGUGAGCCUAUUACUGCAACCGUCUACUAUGUCGAGACACCAGCUGCAGUCACCACCGCUUACACGGCUGGCAACGUUUCGGAUGCGACCACCUACUCCACUGGUGCUACCACGUUCACUGGAUCUGACGGCGAACCUACUACUGCAACAGUCUACUACGUCGAGACACCAGCUGCAGUCACCACCGCUUACAGUGCUGGAAGCGUGUCCGCUGAUACAACCUACUCUACUGGUGCCACCACAUUCACUGGAUCUGAUGGUAAGGCAACAACCCAGACUAUCUACUACGUCGAGACACCAGCUGCAGUAACCACCGCUUACACUGCUGACAAUGUUUCAGCUGCAACCACCUUCUCCACCGGUGCUACCACGUUCACUGGAUCCGACGGCAAGCCAACAACUCAGACUAUCUACUAUGUCGAGACACCAGCUGCAGUAACCACCGCUUACAGCGCUGGUAGUGUAACCGCUGCGACCACCUACUCUACCGGUGCUACCACGUUCACUGGAUCUGAUGGCAAGCCAACAACUCAGACUAUUUACUAUGUCGAGACACCAGCAGCAGUCACCACCGCUUACAGCGCUGGUAGUGUUUCAGCUGCGACCACCUUCUCCACUGGUGCCACUACAUUCACCGGAUCUGACGGCAAGCCUACUACUCAAACCGUGUACUAUGUCGAGACACCAGCUGCAGUAACCACCGCUUACACUGCUGGCAAUGUUUCAGCUGCAACCACCUUCUCCACUGGUGCUACCACGUUCACUGGAUCUGACGGCAAGCCAACAACUCAGACUAUCUACUAUGUCGAGACACCAGCUGCAGUCACCACCGCUUACAGUGCCGGAAGCGUGUCCGCUGAUACAACCUACUCUACUGGUGCCACCACAUUCACUGGAUCUGAUGGUAAGCCAACAACCCAGACUAUCUACUACGUGGAAACACCAGCUGCAGUAACCACCGCUUACACGGCUGGCAAUGUUUCAGCUGCAACCACCUUCUCCACUGGUGCCACCACGUUCACUGGAUCUGAUGGUAAGCCUACUACUCAAACCGUGUACUAUGUCGAGACACCAGCCGCAGUAACCACCGCUUACAGCGCUGGUAGUGUAACCGCUGCGACCACCUACUCUACUGGUGCCACCACGUUCACUGGAUCUGAUGGUAAGCCAACUACUCAGACUAUCUACUAUGUCGAGACACCAGCUGCAGUCACCACCGCUUACAGCGCUGGCAGUGUAACCGCUGCGACCACCUACUCUACUGGUGCCACCACGUUCACUGGAUCUGAUGGUAAGCCAUCUACUCAGACUAUCUACUAUGUCGAGACACCAGCUGCAGUUACCACCGCUUACAGCGCUGGUAGUGUUUCAGUUGCUACUACCUACUCCACUGGUGCCACUACAUUCACUGGAUCUGAUGGUAAGCCAAGUACUCAAAUCGUGUACUUUGUUGAAACACCAGCUGCAGUAACCACCGCUUACACGGCUGGCAGUGUAUCGGUAGCAACCACGUAUUCUACUGGUGCCACCACAUUCACUGGAUCUGAUGGUAAGCCAAGUACUCAAAUCGUGUACUUUGUUGAAACACCAGCUGCAGUCACCACCGCUUACAGCGCUGGCAGUGUUUCAGUUGCUACUACCUACUCCACUGGUGCUACCACGUUCACUGGAUCUGACGGCAAGCCAACUACUCAAACCGUGUACUAUGUCGAGACACCAGCUGCAGUCACCACCGCUUACAGCGCUGGUAGUGUUUCAGUUGCUACUACCUUCUCUACUGGUGCCACCACUUUCACUGGAUCUGACGGCAAGCCAACUACUCAAACCGUAUACUAUGUUGAGACACCAUCUAGUGGCUCUGACGUGUACACACCAUGGACCGGUAGCUUCACUUCUACCUACUCCACUGCUUUGAGCACUUACACUGGAUCCGAUGGCAAGCCAACGACCCAGACUGUAUACUAUGUUGAGACUCCAUCGAGCGGCUCUGACGUGUACACACCAUGGACCGGCAGCUUCACAUCCACGUACUCCACUGCUUUGAGCACCUACACUGGAUCUGACGGCAAGCCAACAACCCAAACCGUCUACUACGUAGAGACACCGGCUUUGGAGUCCUCUGUGUUCACAAGAUGGACUGGUCACUUCACCAGCACAUACUCGACCAGUUUUGCGACUUUUACCGACUCAGAUGGUCUUGCUCAUACGCAAACGGUAUACUACAUCGAAACUCCGGUAGCUGCGUUUUACGGCAACUCAUCUAGUUACACCGGCCCAACGCGCUCUCCAGGAAGCACAAUGAAACCAGUUACAUCAUCUGGUUUGCCGGCAAUUACAAAAUCCAGCGCCACCACUAGCCACACAUUGUCGCCUUCUUUCGUUCCCUCAUUAUCCAGUUCCCAACCAGGUUCGGUUAUGAGCAGUUCAACUGGUUCUGCCCCUAACUCUUUGAGUCCCGGUUUUGGUUCAGGUUCUUCAUCGAGUUCCUUAACUCCUAGUUAUUCAUUGUCAGGAUCCAGUGCUAAUGUUGUCCCAACUUCGGGCUCGAACUCUGGCUCUGGUACCAACCCUGGUUCCAACUCUGGGUCCAACUCUGGUUCUGGCUCCAACCCUGGUUCCAGCUCUGGAUCUGGCUCUAGCUCCGGCCCUGGCGCCAACUCUGGUUCCGGCUCUGGUUCCAACUCUGGUUCCGGCUUUGGUUCUGGCUCCGGAUCUGGCUCUGGUUCCAACUCUGGGUCCAACUCUGGUUCUGGCUCUGGUUCUGGCUCCGGAUCUGGCUCUGGUUCCAACUCUGGUUCCAACUCUGGUUCCAACUCUGGUUCCAACUCUGGUUCCAACUCUGGUUCUGGCUCUGGCUCCGGCUCUACUUCCAAGCUAUCACAAGCAACAACGAUUGUUCCCGAAACUGAAGCUUCAAGUUCCGCGGUCAGUACUUCUUCUACCAGAGCUGGGUCCACAGACUCGCCAAAAGUUUCGAUCUAUGACGGCGCGGCCAGCAGGAUUGGCUUCAGCCUCUUAUUCAUGCUGCCUUUAGCCCUCAUCUAA
Messenger RNA from Lachancea sp. 'fantastica', 5082 nucleotides. The record is from the annotation of a GenBank genome assembly. Lineage: Eukaryota; Fungi; Ascomycota; Saccharomycetes; Saccharomycetales; Saccharomycetaceae.